GGACCGCCGGUCCGCCCCGCCCCGCCGCUUCCUCUGCGGCCGCGGGCACUGAGGCAGCGCGAGGCAGAGGAGCCGGAGCCCGCGAUCAGGCAGCGGCGGCAGCUGCGGAGGCGAUGGCAGGGAAAGAAUUGGAGCGAUGCCAGCGGCAGGCAGACCAAGUGACGGAAAUCAUGCUCAACAAUUUCGACAAGGUCCUGGAACGCGAUGGGAAGCUGUCAGAGUUGCAGCAGCGCUCAGACCAGCUCCUGGACAUGAGUUCUGCCUUCAGCAAGACAACCAAGACUUUAGCCCAGCAGAAGCGCUGGGAGAAUAUCCGGUGCCGGGUCUACCUGGGGCUAGCCGUGGCUGGCGGCCUUCUCCUCAUCCUGGUUGUGCUUCUGGUCAUCUUUCUUCCGAGUGGAGAGGACAGUAGUAAACCAUAGGCCUAGGAUGCAGGCACGGCCUUAGGGACUGGGGCCUGACCCAGCCUGGCCUGAAGGAAAGGCUGAAUGGCUGCACUGGCCUGUUCUGGUCUCCAGAGAAUCCUGGUGUUUGCUUCCAUCUAGGACACCCCACUGACUGCUGAAGGGCAUGCUGGAUAUGUGCACCUCUGCGUCUCCCAUCAUGCCAUGGACUGGCCCUAUUGGGCCACACCACUGGAGCUCAGUAAAAGCUGCUGUUUGGUUAAAAA
This is a messenger RNA of Rattus norvegicus (Norway rat), 670 nucleotides long. It is a transcript of the gene Vamp5, whose product is annotated as vesicle-associated membrane protein 5. The coding region runs from base 114 to 422 and encodes 102 amino acids. The transcript is spliced from 3 exons. Gene Ontology annotation, biological process: vesicle-mediated transport. The record is from RefSeq and is marked validated. Gene Ontology annotation, cellular component: cell surface; cytoplasmic vesicle membrane; intercalated disc. Lineage: Eukaryota; Metazoa; Chordata; Mammalia; Rodentia; Muridae.